CUCGGCUCAACAGUGCUCUGUUCAGAUAUCGAUGUGCUAUGACUCUGGGUUUCAGAAUGCGCCGGUCACCUUUUGCAACCAGCUUGUUGGCAUGCGGCCUCUUGCUCCUCUGUGACUCUCAUAGAGAACCUCACCACUGGUUGCAUAGUGUUUUUGUUGGUGCAACCAGCACUUUCAGGAGAGCCAGAACUACUGUGCAAGCAGGAGAUGCUGCAGAGGACCCAUCUUUCCAAGAAGGUGACAGGGCGAUGCUUACUGGCUUCACAGAGCGGACGUCCCUAAAUGAUGAGCCCGUUGAGCUCAUCAGAUAUGACCAAGAGAAAGAAAGCUGGAUCGUCAGACGUCAGUCCGAGCAGAGCAUCACCAGCUUAGUAUCCCUUAAAAAUUUAAAGCCAUAUCCAAAAAAGGAGGCGCCAUCACCACCAAAGGAUCGUGAAUUUAACAUUGUCAGUUUUUUGGCGUCCAUCAUUGGUACAGUGAUCAUUGCUGGAACAGCAAUUGCAGUGAUUGUUCCUUUGGGCCUGGGCUUGUACAAAGACAUGACUGGCGAAUAUUUGGUCACUUUGGACGUCCCAUCAACAAUUUGAUUUUUCAGCUCAGCUUCUCGAUUUGGGCUGCUGUGCUCACAAGACUCCUGUGGCGCGCUGCUACAAAA
Messenger RNA from Cladocopium goreaui, 655 nucleotides. The record is from the annotation of a GenBank genome assembly. NCBI's taxonomy places the organism in Eukaryota, Dinophyceae, Suessiales, Symbiodiniaceae.